AUGAUCCCCAUCGAUCGUUCAUCACUUGAAGACAAUUUUACUUUGACUUAUGGCUACGUGUAUUGCCCGCAUUGUGGAAAGAGCUUCAAGGAUAACAUUCGAGUGCAAAACCACCUGAAUCAGCCAUACUCUGCUUGCCUUAUCCACUACAAUGAACUUCUUGAAAUCAACACGGGUCUCUUGAAACAACUUGAAGGAAAUCCUCAAUCCACGCUACUUCAACCUACAAGCCCUGAUGUUGGGGCUCCAGCUUCAGGCUAUGGGUCUCAUGGAGAAGGAACACAGCCAGACUUUGCCCCUAUGGACAUGGAUGUAGACUUCUCUGAGGAGCCUGUCGACACACCAAGAACUCCAACAAUCUCAGCAACGGAAUCUCAUCCAGACGUACCACCAGCUCGCUAUUUCAAAGAACACUAUCCAAACUCCUCUGAAACCUAUGGGCCUGGGUCAACAUUUAUGGACCUUUUUGAUCAAGACACGCAUUCUGAAGAGCGAAAGUUCAAUAUAUAUUACCCGUUUGCCUCAAGAGAUGAAUGGGAACUUGCUUCCUUUCUGCUUCAGUCAAACCUAAGCUUGGCAUCUACGGACAAAUUCCUCAAGUUAACGGUUAUUCAGAAUCUUGGCCUAUCGUUUUGCAAUGCCAAAGACCUUAGAAACAGAGCUGAAAUGCUUCCUGCUGGUCCAGCCUGGAAGACCAUGGAGAUUACAACGGCUGUCCCUACCAAAAACAAGCUCCACCUCUUCUAUCGUGACCCUAUCCAGUGUCUGGAGUCUCUCAUGCGCAAUCCUCUUUUAGAGCGCUCCAUAAAAUUUGGCCCCUUUCGACUGUUUGAGUCCGCCGUGAAGACCAUGAGAGUCUAUACAGAGUGGCUCUCGGGAGAUGCUGCAUGGUCCAUGCAGGAAAAAUUGCCAGUGGGCGCUACCUUGCUAGGAGCAGUUUUAUCAUCUGACAAGACGAAUAUAUCUGCGAAAACAGGGAACCGAAUGGCGCAUCCUCUUCUUAUCAGUCUUGCCAAUAUAGACAUGGAUACCCGGAACAAAUCUUUGAACCAUUUAUUUCUGCUCCUUGCGCUGUUGCCAAUCGCAACAUUUAUCCACCUUAGCAAGAAAGUACAGGGUGUUCUAGCUUCCCGCCUCUUUCACGCCUGCUUAGAUAUCAUUCUCAAGCCACUCAAGAUAGCCGCACAGAUUGGAAUUAUGAUGACGGAUCCACUUGCUUCCACAACACUUGCGCAACUGAUGGCCUUAGAAUCGACUGUAAACCCAUGGAGCUUGGAGUCUUAUAUGAAAGAAUCGAAGGAGAAAUUUCACCUCAACGGUGUUCAUCGCCCAUUUUGGCGAGACUACCCCCUUUCUGAUCCAUCUGUAUUUCUUACUCCGGAGCCUCUUCAUCACUGGCACAAACAAUUCUGGGAUCAUGAUGUCAAAUGGUGUAUCACCGCACUUGGGGAGAAUGGCCAGGAAAUUGAUUUUCGGUUUUCAGUUCUGAAGCCACAUACCGGCUUUCGACACUUCAAAGAGGGAAUAUCAAAGUUGAAACAAGUGACUGGCAGGGAGCAUCGCGACGUUCAAAGAUACAUUGUGUCUGUUCUAUCUCAAGGUGUUCCUCCAAUGUUCAUUGGAGCUAUCCGCGCACUUCUCGACUUCCGUUAUUUGGCGCAAGCAAAAGUCAUUAACGAAGCCACCUGUGAUCAGAUUCAAAAGGCUCUUCACGACUUCCACUUGUAUAAGCAAGCCAUUCUGGAUGCUGGAGCCCGGCGAGGAAAGAAAAAGGCAAUCUUAAACUGGUACAUACCCAAGCUGGAGUUCCUUCAAAGUGUCGUUGCCAAUAUUCAGUUAAACGGGGUUGCAAUUCAGUGGUCUGCUGAUACUACAGAGCAUGCUCACAUUGAGGUUGUCAAAGAUCCUACAAAAUCUGCCAACAACCAAAACCAUGAACCACAGAUAUGUCGUUACCUUGACCGCUUGGACAAGCUACGUGAUUUUGAUCUGGCUACAGGUAUUCGCGAGUCUAAACUGGACUUUCGAUUUCGAGGCGACAAUGUUAUUCCAGAUCCAGACACCUUUGUUGACAAACUCGGAGAACAAAGUCACUUCAAUAUCAGUACCACCGCUGACCUUCUCGCCAAUGUAGACUUUGUAUCACCACUCAUUGGCUCCACACGCCCCACAGUAGAUUAUUUCAAGAUUGCGUCUCAACUUAAGCUUGGUCAGAUUCCGAAUGCUCCCCACCCUCACAGAACACACCAAUCCUCACCAAAUUCUACUUUCCAUCUGACCCGUGAUCCCAGCUUCAAACGCAUGCUUGUCGAUGAUGUUGCGACUUUGUUCAACCUUCCGGAUCUCCGACCUGCCUUAGGGGACUAUGGACAAAGAAUCUCGCAGACAGAGGAGUCUUCUACCACUCUUAUUGGAGGCCGACGAUUGUCAGGCGACACGUGCGCUCUUCCCUUUCUUUAUCUUGAAGUCUGGAACCAGCUCCGAAUUCAAACAAAAGAAUACCAUGCACCUCAUGGCGUUUUGGCCGCCCACACAGUCAACGCGUACCCACCAUCUCCUGAGUGGCCACUAGGCCACUAUGAUUCUGUUAUAGCAAAUGUCGAUCCUGCUGAAAAAUGGCCUCAGAGCGGCCUCAAAGGUCACAUUGUUGUCGAUGUCCGAGUGGUGUUUCGUAUUGUCCCAACUCUGGCAAUGCAGCAUAUCCCAGAUCAGUUUUUGGCUUACGUUCAGCGUUUUGAUAUUGUGCCCCAGGUUAAUCAAUCAAUAUCUGGUUCAAGAACUGCUAAAGGACCAUUUCCCAAUCCAUAUUCCUCCCUGUAUAUCCUGAAAAGGGCAAAGAGGGCAGAUCAAAGAAUAAUUGGCGACAUUCUUCCCCUCCAUCGUAUUCGUGCCUUAGUUGACAUUGCUCCUCGCUUUGGUGACAUCGCAAAUAAGACGUUGACAGCUCAAAACAGCACAGUGUACAGUUCCGAGUAUUCAUUGAAUAAGUACUUCGAUAAGGAGUUAUUCUGGGCAUUAACUUAG
This is a messenger RNA of Laccaria bicolor S238N-H82, 3024 nucleotides long. RefSeq lists its product as uncharacterized. Lineage: Eukaryota; Fungi; Basidiomycota; Agaricomycetes; Agaricales; Hydnangiaceae. The record is from RefSeq and is a predicted model, not a curated record. The coding region runs from base 1 to 3024 and encodes 1007 amino acids. The transcript has 7 exons.